CAUCACUCCUAGCGGCUUUCUCUGAGCAUUCUCACGCCCGUCUGCCACUUGCUCUCCAGAUCUCGAGGACGUAGGAACUGCAUUUCAUUCUUGGCGUAUUCUUGGAAAGAAGCACUAGGCACAUCCCAGGCUUGGAUUUGGAGCCAAUUGGCUGGUGACAAGCUGGUGGUAUCCAAAGGAUCAGAUUGACUUGAACAGUAAUGGCUAUCAUAUAGAUGACUUCCUUGAGUAUCAUGAAGUAAGAAUGCUUCACCUCUCUGCUGGAUCUUGGAAUCGUCUCUGACAAGAAACAACCUCACUCACCAUGGACUUGGUUCGUGCUUAUGAAGUUACAAGCAAUAAUGAAGUGCCAACUCCUCAAUCACUACACACUAUGGCUUCAGAAAAGUCUGAACUAAAUAGAAAGGAUAAUUUUGAGACUGAAGAAAUCACUGAAUGGGAUGUUAAGUGUAUAACUGCAAAAACUUUAGAAACAAGAUGUGGAAAUGACAACAAAGAAUUUCCCUGGUUACAGGAUCUUAAAGGUAUAAACUGCAAUUAUGCUAUUUUGGUAGAAGUUCUGAAAGCCUAUGAAAAAAAAAAAAGCACUGAAUAUUGUGGUCAGCCCAUAACAGCUUCAGUGAAAAUCAAUCAUGAAAGUAAGAUGGUAUUGGUUUUUUCAAAGCCUAUUAAUGCACAGAUUUCUGCAUUUCGUCGUAUAAUUAAAGAUGUUCUUAAAAAUGCCAAGCCUUGCACUCCUGAGAACUUGGACAAUAACUUUGAAUUUGCUUAUCUUUAUUUUAAUUGUGAGAAGUCUCCUAAAAUAACAUCAUUUAAAGUAUCUCUGGAACAGUUCUGCUCUCAUAUCCAUACCAAUUUUCAAAUAACUAGUGAUAUUGUUAUGAAGCCAUCUAAUGCAAUGGAUGUUCCAGUGACAAGGGAAAUAAAUGAGCAAGCAGAAGAAAUUAAUCCUAUUGAGUGUGCUGCUAAAGACAGCAAGUACCUUAUGUACCAAAAGCAGUCAUACAAUCAUAGCAACUCUAACAGCACUGAAUAUAAAGACAUAAAUCAUUCUAGGAAUAAUAGAAUGCCAAAUGCUGAAGUUCAAGACAAGGCUGUGGACUCUGGCUUAUACAAUAAUGACGAAAUUCACUCUGAUUCAAAAGAAAAUUACCAGAGAAAUUCUAAAACUCAUCAAAAUCAGGUUUGUGUAAGUCACCUUAAUGUGAAUGAAUCUGGAAAUUGUGGAAAUGGCUAUGGUCUGAAAAAAAGAGAGAUGGUGGAUGGUUCAGUUCAAUCCAGUAUUAAUUCACCCUUAAGAGAUGAGCAUACAUCACAUGACAGAAGAGAGAAACCAUUGAGUACAGGAUGUGACUUACAUUACCAAGAUAGAUCUGCCUCAGUUUUGCAAGUUGAGAGUGCACAAGUAUCAAGCACAUGUUCAGUCAGUGUCAAUGAAAAAAGCUCUUCCACAGAGCAUAGUAUUGAAGAACACCAAAGCAGGCAUAUUAAAUUUUGCUGUUUAAGUGAAAUAGCUUGUGAUGAAGAUUGUUCUGGAUUAAGAAGAAAAUACUUUGGUGUUAAAAGUUCUUUAAAGGAAGAAAAGGUAAUAAUUUUAAUUGGGAAUCAAGGAAGUGGUAAGACAGCUUUAGUAAAUUUUGCAGCAAAUUUUUUGAAAGGAGUUGAAGAUGCUGAUGAUAAACUAUACUAUGUAAUGAUGGAUAAAUUAAAUGGAGUCUGCCACACUUCUUCAGUAACUGCAUACACAUUUUGCUUUGCUGAGGAUGCUGCACCAAUUACUAUCAUUGACACACCUGGACUGAGAGAUGGCAGAGAAACUGACAAAAAUAAUCCUCUGCAAACACUGAAGACUUUUUUCAUCAACAGUGACUCCAACAUACAGCUUCAUGCCAUUGGCUAUGUGAUCUCCUCCAGUGCAGUUGGCUUAACUUCAUCAGAACACCACAUGAUUGAUUUUCUUAUUGAGCACUAUGGACAUGGAAUUUCAACAAAUUUCAUUACAAUUGUUACAUUUGUUGCUGAUGUGAUGAAAAAUAAUCCUCAUAAUGAUAUGUUUACAAAAUAUGGCAUUAAGUCAAAAGUUCUCCUGAAAUUCAACAACACUGCUUUCAGUAAGAAGGAAUUGGAUGAUUUUGAUAGAGCCUAUUGGAAGAUGGGCAUUAAGAAUUUGAAAAAGUGUAUCAACCAUCUUAAGAAACUACCACCUCUAACCAUGAAGACUCUUAAAUUGAAGCAGAAGGAAAUUUAUUCAACAUGUAUGGUAAAGUCACUUGAAGAAAAGUUAAAGGGUGAAUUGAAGAGUUUUAUGUUGGCAUACAAAGACACACAUAGUCUAAUGCCAUCAAUACAAGUAAAGUCAGAACAAAUAUGGCGAUCAGCAAUAGUUCUGUAUCGUCUCUUAUCCACAAGUGAUUGCUCCUUAAGUGUUGAAAGUGUUCUUGUGAAAUAUGUUGAUGAAGUGGCACGAGAAAUUUCUUUUCCUUCUAAAGACUGUGUAAUGUUACUCUCUCUUUGUCCAUCACGAGGUCUUCUUGAAGCAGGGAAAAGAGUUAUUGAGUUCAUUGGACCAAUACAUACUCAGAUAGUAAUUGAUGGAAAGCAAAAGAGACCUAUGGGGAAGGAACCAGAGGUUUUGUUUUGCAAAAAAUGUGAUGAUCAACAUGAAAUAAAGAGAGUAGAAAGUAAGUCCAAGAAAUCUGAUGUCACUUACCAUUGCACAAAGUGCCAAUGUGAUGAAAGUGAGCAUAGCAAGUGGACCAAAGCAGAAUAUUGUGAAAAGAAAUGCUACAUUCCCAUAAAGAUUUGUCUUGAACACACCAAGAAGGCCCUUGAAAAUGUCUUACAAGAAUUUUCAGUUCCUGGACAUAAGUUAAACAUAAUAUCUUUUCUGAAAAUCGUCAGACAGAAUGUAGAUGAACAGUUCAACUACUUUAUUGAUAGUAUUAUUCCUUCUUGCACUUAGUUUCUUGCUAGCAUAAUUCCUACAUGUAAUGACAAGCAUUACUGAAAAAAGAUUAACAUUUCUUGAACUACAUGUGUUUAAACUUAAGAAAAUAGUAUUUUCAAUGUUUCAAACAUUUGUUAAACUUAUUACAAUGUAGGUAUAUGAAAUGCAUAAUUUCGUAAUUACUUCCAGUCCGCAGUUUAUUUAUAAAUUACUUGUAGUUUUUGUUAGCAUUAGUGUCAAUAAAAGUGUAUAAUUGUAUGAGGUCAUACAAAUGUUAAGUCUAUAUUCUACUGUUUGAUACAUGAUACUGCUGUUAUCCUCUCUUGUAGUGUGAUUGCUUUCCUGUAUUCUCUAGAAAUAAAACAUUCAUAUGAUGUUACUUAUUAAACUAGAUAAUUCUUAAUAUGGGGAGUAGGAAGUCCAUCAGUCAUAUACACCAUCAUAUUAAUUCUUUCAAGUAGUAUGGAUUCUAGAACUAGUGAUUAUUUAUUAUUAUUGUUGUUGUUGUUGUGACUGCAGCUUCAUCAUGUCCUCUUCUAGCAUGUUUAAUUAUGAAGCAAUGAUUAUUGUCAGUAAUUAAUGGAAAAAAAGAAAAAAAAAUUAUAUAUAUAUAUAUAUAUAUAUAUAUAUAUAUAUAUAUAUAUAUAUAUAUAUAUAAACCUCAUAUUCUUGUGAAUAUAUUUCACAGCUCAGCAGUAUAGACAAAUAUGUUAUCACCGAUUCAGUCAUACAUAAUAUAUACGAACAAAGCAUGAAAAACAUUUCAUAAUCAUUAUUCUGUAAUGUAAUGCCUUGCAUGUAAAUGGGGUUUCACAAAUCAAUAAGGGAAAACUAAAGUGUGAGAAGAUCCAUUGAGGAAGGUUCAGGCUCCAUAAAUGCCACUAUCCUUUGAGGACCAUUAUUACUAAACUGGUCUGAAUACAUACUUUAGAAAUGGAAGACCUAUUGUAUGACAGAUCAAUGUGGAUACUGGAAUAACCAACUAAUCACAUUGCCACCUUGACCCACAAUAGUCUACUAAUUUGUUUGAAACACUUUUUUAUAAAAAUCUUUCUCCAUCAAUUACUGAUCAUAAUUAUUGCUCCAUAGGUAACAUGCUAGAACAGGACAUGAUGGAGCUGCAAUUUCAAUAAUGAUAAUCACUGGAAUUAAAAAAUCCAUACUACUUGAAAGAAAUUAUAUAUGGUGUAUAUGACUGAUGGACUUCCUACUCAUCAUAUUCAGAAAUAUCUAGUUUAAUAAGUGACUUAUGUGAAUCAGUUAUAUAUAUA
Portunus trituberculatus (swimming crab) is the source of this 4218-nucleotide messenger RNA. RefSeq lists its product as uncharacterized. Bases 305 to 2962 code for a protein of 885 amino acids. NCBI's taxonomy places the organism in Eukaryota, Metazoa, Arthropoda, Malacostraca, Decapoda, Portunidae. The transcript is spliced from 5 exons. Gene Ontology annotation, molecular function: GTP binding; ATP hydrolysis activity. The record is from RefSeq and is a predicted model, not a curated record.